ACAAGUUAAUUAAUCUUCUCAAAAACAUUUCUGCAGUUCACUUUUCAGCGUUCUUUCACUCACCAUUUCUUCCCUCUACCCUUCAACCCCUUCCACCAACAGCGCUGUGUUUCACUCACCAUCAGGAAAUGGCGGAACCACUUCUCUCCUUUGUUGCGGAGCGAAUCAUUGAGGCUUUGUGCUCACCGGCUGUCAAACAGAUCGGACUGUUCUGGGAUGUCAAAGAUGAGCUUCAAAGCCUGACCGACACCGUUUCAACAAUCAACGAUGUGCUUCUGGAUGCGGAGGACAAACAGACUGCAGGUAACCGUGCAGUUAAACGUUGGCUCGGAAGGCUAGAAGAUGCCAUGUAUGAUGCGGACGACUUGCUGGAUGAAAUUUCCACUGAAGCUCUACGAAGAGAUAUAAUGACCCGUGAAUGCGAUGAGAAGGCCAAAAAGAACCAGCUUGCCUAUCGUUUUAAAAUGGGCCAUAAGAUUAAGGCUAUGAGAAAGAGGUUAGAUGCCAUCAACGCAGAUAGGCAGAAUUUUCACUUGGAGGUACGCCGGGUUGAGCCACGAGUCGGGAACAGGGAGAGGGAUAACACUCAUUCUUUGGUACGUGCGGAAACAGUUAUUGGUCGAGAAGAUGAUAAGAAGGCUGUUAUAGACUUUCUGCUGGACUCCAACGUUGAAGACAAUGUUUCAAUCCUUCCAAUUGUUGGCAUCGGUGGAUUGGGAAAGACUACACUCGCUCAAUUCGUAUUCAAUGAUGACCAAAUCCAGAAACAUUUUGAGCUCAAAAUGUGGGUGUGUGUGUAUGAUUUCUUAGAUAUUAAAAAUAUUGUUGCAAAAGCCUUAGAAUCUGCAGCCAAGGAGAAACCUGCAGACGCCGAAAUAGAUACAUUGGUGGGUAAACUUAGAGAAAAAUUCCAAGGAAAGAAAUACUUCCUAGUGUUGGAUGAUGUGUGGAAUGGUGAUCAUGGAAAAUGGUGUCGCUUGAAACAAAUGCUGAUGGGUGGUGCAAGAGGCAGUAGAAUAGUAGUGACUACUCGCAAUGAAAUCGUUGCAAAGACCAUCGGCCAGGAAAGUGUUGCAGGGAUUAUUGGGGCGGUUGAAUCAUAUUCCUUAAAAGGUUUAGAUGAAGAAGCAUCAUGGUCUUUAUUUAAGCACAAGGCCUUUGAGAGAGGACAAGAGCCGGAGAAUUCAAGCAUGGUUGCACUUGGAAAGGAGAUCGUAAAAAAGUGUUCAGGUGUCCCUUUGGCCAUAACCACAAUCGGAAGUUUACUGGGCUCCAAAAAUUCAGAAGCAGAAUGGGUGUCUUUUAAGAAGAAUGAACUCUCAAAAUUAUCUCAGAAUGUAAGUGACCUCUUACCUACUCUGAAGCUGAGUUUCGAUCAUCUUCCUUCACAUUUGAAGCAAUGCUUCGCAUAUUGUAGUUUGUUUCCAAAGGAUUACGUGUUUUGUGAAAAAGAACUUGUUCAGCUUUGGAUAGCACAAGGGUUUGUAAAGUCUUGUGAUGAUGAAAGCCGAUGCUUAGAAGAGGUUGGUACAGAGUAUUUUAUGGAUUUACAAUGGAGAUCGUUCUUUCAAGAAGCUCUAACGACUAUGUCUGGUCUCAUGAAUAAAUGCAAAAUGCAUGACCUCAUGCAUGAUCUUGCCAUAUCAGUGGCAGGAUCAGGAUCGUUGAUGGCCACAUUAGGUGAUAAGGAGACAAACCUUGAUGAGAAAACGCGUCAUCUAUCAUUACUUAUUGGUUACGAUAAACCUAUUUCUUCAUUGUGUGAAGCAAGUAGAAUACGGUCAUUUCUUUUUCUCAAAAACUAUAUGUAUAAGAUUGAUUGUGAUGCAAUUUUUUCAAGUUUCAAGUUCUUGCGCAUGUUGGAUCUGUGGAGGAGAGAUCUUGAUUAUGUGCCAAGCUCUAUCGGGGAGUUGAAGCAUUUAAGGUGUCUUAAUCUUUCUUCGAAUAAGAAUAUUAAGAAGUUACCAGACUCUAUAACUAGGUUGCAGAAUUUGCAAACACUAGGACUCUCUUGUUGUCGCAGACUAGAAGAAUUGCCGAGAGACCUUAAAAAAUUGGUCAAUCUCAGGCAUCUUAAGAUAGAUUUUUGUGAUGCUUUGACAUAUAUGCCACGUGGAUUGGGGCAACUGAAUAAUCUUGAGACGUUAUCAAGAUUUGUGGUCCACUCGGGUUCUCACUUCAAGAAUUGCGGUGAUUUACGAGAACUGAACGGACUCAAUAAGCUGAGAGGAAGUUUAGAGAUUAAAAAUCUUGGACAUGGGAAAGAUGUUGCAUUAGAAUUUAAGGCUCUAAAUCUAAAGGAGAAACAACAUCUUCAUGACUUGAGUUUAGAGUGGAGAACUACUGAAGGAGAUGUCAAUGAUUGGGGCGUUGUCGAUGAUAAAAUGCCAUCCGAAGGCUUCCAACCGCCCCCAAAUCUGAAACAUCUACACUUAAAUUACUAUCGGGGUUCAAGGCUUCCGAAUUGGGUUUGUUCAUUGACAAAUCUUGUGAGGUUGUGGCUACGUGAUUGUCGCACAUUGAAGUCUGUCCCCCUUCAACAUCUCACUUCCGUUCAAGAAUUGUCUAUUAUGGGUUGUGUUGAGCUUGAGCUAGCCAAUGAUGAGGAUGGGAUGAAAUGGCAAGGCCUUACGAACCUCCUCGCUCUUUGCUUCAGUGGACUUCCAAAUUUGGUUUCUCUCCCCUCAGGACUUCAACAUGCUACCACUCUACAAAAUCUUAGGAUUAGGAAUUGUGAAAGCUUGAAGGCUAUACCAGAGUGGAUCCACAACUUCAAAUCACUUCAACACUUUGAAAUUUAUAGAUGCUCCAGUUUGACAUCACUGCCUGAAGGAAUGGGUAGGCUAAUGUCUUUGAAGCGCCUAAUAAUUUGGGAUUGUCCCAUCUUUUUGCAAAGAUGCAAGAAAGACACUGGUGAGGAUUGGCCAAAGAUUGCUCACAUACCAUCGUUAACCAUAUUGCAGCAAGAAGAAAAUUCAAGCACCCAUGCAUCUUUGACCAUUCAGGGAUCUCAUGAAUGAAGAGAGGAACAUGCAGUGAAGGUCUAGGAGAAGGAACUAGAAAAGUGUUUCCAUGGAAGAUGCUACAUACAUAUCUACUUUGAAAUAUGUGAAAUGAUUGGGAUGAUUGGCACAACACGUAUACUCAUGCCAAAAGCAAUGGUGUUGAAGUCUUGGAUCUUGUUAAUUUAGUAUUUUAAAUCUUUUGUUAAUUGUGAUCAAUAUUGAAGGCCAUCACAGUAUGUUGAAGUCAUAUGGAUCCUGUGGGUGUUGUAUCUUACUUUAUGAAUUAUGGAUCAGUUAAUCAGGUAGUAAUCUCUGUAUGAAUUAUGACAUGUGACAAUAUCAAUAUUGCAAUUGGUAUGAGUGAAAAGAGAAAUGCUAUUUGUUCU
This is a messenger RNA of Corylus avellana, 3391 nucleotides long. Its product is annotated as putative disease resistance protein RGA1. Lineage: Eukaryota; Viridiplantae; Streptophyta; Magnoliopsida; Fagales; Betulaceae. The record is from RefSeq and is a predicted model, not a curated record. Gene Ontology annotation, molecular function: protein binding; ADP binding.